Molecule: messenger RNA, 2015 nt
Organism: Podarcis raffonei (Aeolian wall lizard)
Lineage: Eukaryota; Metazoa; Chordata; Lepidosauria; Squamata; Lacertidae
Gene: MDH1B
Product: malate dehydrogenase 1B
Exons: 14
Coding region: 6-1847 (613 amino acids)
Biological process (GO): malate metabolic process; oxaloacetate metabolic process; tricarboxylic acid cycle
Molecular function (GO): L-malate dehydrogenase (NAD+) activity
Source: RefSeq, a predicted model, not a curated record
ACAAAAUGGCCUCUUCCGGCUCGGUCAGGCUGCGCGUGCCUGGUUGCCUGGCAACCGCCCCGCUCUCCUCCGGCCUAGCUCCCGAGGCGCCCGCGCGAAAACACACACCUGUUGUUGUUGGGGGUUUUUUUUUUGGGGGGGGGAUGGCCAAAUUCGUGCUCGCAGGGAAGGCCGAUUGCCCCUAUUAUGCUAAGGCAGAACUCCUUGCUGAUUAUUUGCAGAAAAAUCUGCCUCACUUCAGGAUACACAAGAUUACUCAGCAUCCAGACAACUGGGAGAAGUGGCUGCAGGAGAUCUGUGAACAGAAUGGAUGGAAACAUAAGCGCUCUCCAAUUAUUUGGAGGGAAUUGUUGGACCGUGGAGGAAAGGGACUUCUUCUGGGAGGAUUCAAUGAAUUCCUUGAACACGCCCAGCAAUACUAUAACAUCACAUCCGACAUGAUGACUGAACAGAUGCUCUUAAUAGCCAAGGAGAACUUGCAGACUCACAUAGUGAUUGACCAAGAGGAGGAAGAACUUAAAGGCCUUAUCAAUCCAUUACACAUUUGGAUAAACAGAGCAUCAGCUAGUAUCUGCUAUCAUCUGAUCCCUUUGUUAAUCAAUGGGGAAAUAUUUGGAAUGGAAACUGAGAUCAGCCUCCACUUGCUUGACAGAAAGGGCUGUGAAGAACUUCUUGAAGCUAUCGUUAUGGAGACUGAGGACUUGGCGUCCCCUGUCCUUCGUGGUAUCACUUUGUACACUGAACUGGACGACCAGACUUUUCUCGAAGCGGAAGUCAUCAUUUUGCUUGAUGACAUCCUUCAAGAGGCAAUCCCAUCUCUUGAAGAAUGCAUCCAGCAAGUUACCAAUCAAUGUGAAAUAUAUGGUCCUCUGAUAGAGAAGAAUGCCAGAAGUAAUGUCAGGGUUGUUGUGAUGGGGAAAACCUUUGUCAACCUUAAGGCGUUGAUGCUUAUUACACAUGCUCCGUCCAUCAACCCUCAGAAUAUUGUCACUGUAUCCCUGCUCUUGGAAAAUGAAGCCAAGGCCAUGCUGGCGAGAAAAAUGGGAAUGCAUCCAGCAGGAAUAAAAAAUCUCGUAGUCUGGGGUAAUAUCAGUGGGAACAGCUUCAUCGAUCUGAGUAAAACACAGCUCUAUAGAUAUGACAGCGCCAUCUGGGGCCCACCAACCUUUUCCCGUGAUUUGAUGGAUGUCCUGUUUGAUCGUGAAUGGAUACGAGCAGAGUUUCUGACUGCAAUGAGUUCGUUGAGUUCCUGGGAAAUUCAUUGCGUAGGCAUAGCGCCAGCACAUGCCAUUUUUACUGUGCUGAGGUACUGGUACCUGGACUCCCCUCCAGGAGAACUGGUCUCCCUGGGAGUACUCAGUGAAGGUCAGUUUGGGAUUCCUGAGGGAAUUGUCUACUCCAUGCCUGUAACUUUCCAGAAUGGCAGCUGGAAGGUCUCUACAGAUCUACAAAUUAGUGAGAAAAACCAAGAAAGUCUUCAGAAUCUAACCUAUGAUCUGAUUCGGGAAAAGCAAGUUGCAUUAGGUGAAGUAACAGAAUUGUAUCCAGAGAGAAAAGUCAGCCCUGUGCCACAUUCAGCAGAGGAAGACGAAAGCAUCCAAGCUGAGGAGGAAGGACUUGGACUUUCACCCAGUAGCCAAGGAAUUGCCUCUGAAAAAGGUGGCGAAACUCCUGCUGAAGGACUUAGACCGUCACCCAGCGGCCAAGGAAUCACCUCAGAAAUCACCGAAGAAACUUCUGAAGAGGCUGAAGGUUCCCCUAGUGAGGCAAAGAAUCCUGAAGAAAACAUCGAAGAACACACAGGCGAAAAUGCAGAAGAUCCUGUAGAUGCUCCAGAUUUGUCUUAAGCAGAUGCCAACUUGAGGAAUCAAGAAUUAAGUUCAGAAUUCACUGCUGCUUAAUUCAGCUGCCUCAGAGAAAAUCCCUGGAUGCAGAAGCUUCUGCUGCUCAACAACAGGAAAAUGUUAAUUCUUCUUUCUGAAUGUAAUGAACUAAGUAACUGUGUAAAAACUUAA